AUGGCAGACGAAGACUCACGGAAACACCUGCCAGGCAUCGACACAGCACCAGACGUCUACGAAACAGGCAACGAUGUAGACGACGACACUACGACCAGCACAUUCCAAACAUCGCAAUCCGGCGCAGACAGUGCUGGGAGUGGCUCAGAUACCACCGAGGAAGAUGACGAUGACUAUGGUGUAUCCAGAAGGAGACUGUUCCCGCAACGCGCGCGAAGCCGAUUUGGCCAACGAAGCCGCAACGUGAGGACAGAUGGAGUAGACUUGAGUGAUCGUGUUGACGGGAAGAGGAAGGGGUACAGGGUGAGAAGGCGGCAGUAUGAUGACGACGACGGCGAAGAUGAGAGCCUUGAAGCACGGAUAGCCAGAUUAAGGAGAGAGGUCGAGGAGUGUAAGGCACAGGCGGAGGAGGAGCGGAAGGCUGGCCAAGAAGAGGAGGAUGAUGAUGAUGAAGAUGGAGAGAAUGACACGACCAAAGAGGUAGACGCUCUGUCUCGCCUUCUAGCGGGUAUCGACCUACCACCUACGAACUCUGCUGCGAAACGUGGUCACAGAAGGAAAAGCUCCGUCUUCCAUGAUGCACCCACGACAUCUUCGCAAUCCCAGCCCGAAGCACCUCCAGAUGACCAGCCUCUCACACAGAUCACGACUUUUGAUAGCAGACUAGCAGCUCUCGAAUCAGCACUCGGCGUCUCGAGCAUCCUCGACUCAACCACCGAAACUUCGACGCUCUCCACACCGCUCUUACCAUCUCUCACACUCCUCGACCAACAGCUCUCAAGCCUCACUACCGCAACUUCCCUAUCCGCCCUCGAAGCAGCCACAUCCAAGAUCCAGAGCCUCAAGGCUCAAGCCGACAAUCUCUCAUCACUCUCAGCCGAAGGCGUAGAAGAAGAAGGCGCGUCCACAACGCUGACACCAUCGGACCUGGAGAAGCUACAAUCACUAUAUACUAUCCUCCCGACUUUACAAUCACUAUCGCCGACUGUGCCAGCUCUGAUCAUGAGGCUGAGGAGUCUGAAUCAUAUUCACACAGCAGCGGCACAAGCGAGUGAUGACCUGGAGGCCGUGGAGCAGAGGCAGGCAGAGAUGGAUCGUGAGUUGAAGAUGUGGCGGGAGGGGUUGGAGAAGGUUGAGAAGGCUGUUGUGGAUGGGUUGGAGAGUAAUGGUAGAAAUGGAGGCAUGGUCAAGAAGUGGGUGGAGGAGUUGGAGGGAAGAGUGAAGACGCUCAGAUGA
This is a messenger RNA of Fulvia fulva, 1236 nucleotides long. RefSeq lists its product as uncharacterized. The transcript has a single exon. The record is from RefSeq and is a predicted model, not a curated record. Bases 1 to 1236 code for a protein of 411 amino acids. Gene Ontology annotation, cellular component: dynactin complex; cytoplasm. Lineage: Eukaryota; Fungi; Ascomycota; Dothideomycetes; Mycosphaerellales; Mycosphaerellaceae. Gene Ontology annotation, biological process: mitotic spindle organization.